Megalobrama amblycephala (Wuchang bream) is the source of this 1960-nucleotide messenger RNA. RefSeq names its product interferon regulatory factor 2 (gene irf2). Gene Ontology annotation, biological process: regulation of transcription by RNA polymerase II; immune system process. The transcript is spliced from 9 exons. The record is from RefSeq and is a predicted model, not a curated record. Lineage: Eukaryota; Metazoa; Chordata; Actinopteri; Cypriniformes; Xenocyprididae. Gene Ontology annotation, molecular function: RNA polymerase II cis-regulatory region sequence-specific DNA binding; DNA-binding transcription factor activity, RNA polymerase II-specific. Bases 214 to 1194 code for a protein of 326 amino acids. Gene Ontology annotation, cellular component: nucleus.
CGAAGUAAGCGCACCACACACACUCGCACACACGCACACUGGGGAUUUCCACCCAAGCGCUUGUUUCCUUCACUUGUUUUGCUUUCGAUCUGAAGAGCGAAAUCAAACCCAUUUGACUUUUCGUUUUGUUAUCGAAAGCUACAAAUUGUCAAGACUCUUCACAGACUAUUUUGCUUUUAUUCCUGGAGUGAUUUCCACGCGUCGCAGGCCAGCAUGCCGGUAGAGAGAAUGCGUAUGAGGCCAUGGUUGGAAGAGCAGAUAAACUCAUGUCAAAUACCGGGUCUCAAAUGGGUCAACAAGGAGAAGAGAAUAUUCCAGAUUCCAUGGAUGCAUGCUGCGCGACACGGCUGGGACGUGGAGAAAGAUGCUCCUCUCUUCCGAAACUGGGCCAUUCAUACAGGUAAAUAUCAACCAGGUGACAAACCGGACCCCAAAACAUGGAAGGCGAACUUCCGCUGUGCCAUGAACUCCCUGCCUGACAUAGAGGAGGUGAAAGACAAAAGUAUCAAAAAGGGAACAAACGCCUUCAGAGUGUACAAGAUGCUGUCAGCGUCUGAGAGGCAUUCAAAAAGAGGAAAAAAGAGAGCACUUGAAAAAGAAGAAAAGUUAAAGGCGGUGCGACCGUGCCCUGUGCCUUCCAGUUGGGAAAACAGUAAUGGCUCUUGUAAAACCCCAGUGACAGUCAAGCGGGAGGAGGAUUACUAUAGCACAGAGGCUGAUGGGCGGAGCCCUGCAGACGACCACCUGAUCAUCAACGAUCUGCCUGACGUGUGUCAGACCAUCGAGGUGGUGACGGAAAACGAGGAGCAGGCCGUGACCUCCAGCGACCUCUACCCCUUACAGAUCUCCCCCGUCUCCUCGUAUGGAGCAGAGAGCGAUACAGACAGCGCCAGUGAGGAAGACUCCAAAGAGCGUAUUCAGGCCGCACUAUUUGGAGCCGAAGACAAGAAGAUGCGGAUGCCCCUGCCCGGCAUGUCCUCUUUCAUUUCCCCCGACAAGCCCAACUUCAAGAUAACCACUGUCCGAGACUCCACCCCCUUCACCGGUGGGACUUCCUGGAACAUCCUAAACGCCCCUUUCCCCUCGUCCCCCCUCACCCCGGGACCCUUGGUUCAGCCGCCGGUCCACGAGAACCGCGCCAGCGUCAUCAUGAAAACCUCAGACGUGUCCAAAUCCUCCGUCAAGAGCUGCUGAUGAUGACACCUGCACCCCGUCCAGGUGUGGAGACGUGGAGAACACUAUCAUCGCCUUUGAUAAAGGACCUACGAGCUCACGGGACAGACAUGGACCAUCCCAGGGGAGGCCAACCCGAUCCUCCCAGACAGGAAGUGACCUGUGAGCUUGAAUUCAGGGAGAUUUUGAGCGCAGCGACGUUUGUCCGUAAGUGAUCCGCAAGCCAUUCUGAAUGUGUAUAUAGGAGGGAUCGUUGCCUAAUUGCCUUUAGUCGCCCGAGCACCUUAUGGAUGAGCGCCGGCUGCAGUAAUCAGUGACUUUUGUAGCUCGCAAUCAAGGAUAGACGUUUUACGAGCCUGCUCCAGAAAAAGUGUAUGCAGCAUAAUCUUAACUUAUCUUAAGACCUUCAGUGUGAGCGAAUAUAUUUUUAUACCUUUAUGCAAUGGAUAGUACUUGGCAUUUUACAUUAUAGGCCCUGUGAUGUAAGAAAUCCUGUGUGAAUUUGUGUUUAAUUUGUGGUUUUUAUGACAAAGCACUUGUUUUUAUGAUUUUAUCUUCUUUUUUUUUUAAGAAAAGAAAAAUGUAACCUUUUAAAUAACGUGUCUCUUUCUACUGUAUGUGAACGUAAAGAUGUAUAUGUCCUGCUUGUCUUUGUGUCUACGGCUGUGUAUUCAAGUCCCAGAUAAUGUGUGUGAUCUUUAUACACAUCAAAGGGCUUCUGUAAUGAUUUCCUCAAGAUUCUGGUGUAUAAAAAUCAUGUGAUCAUAAGAAUAAAUGACAGACUACA